AUGACCGCGAUCAAAACCCAGUUGAUCGUCUUCGACUUUGACUGGUCAAUGGCAGAUCAAGACACCGAUCGCUGGGUAUUCGAAGUCUUGGCGCCUGAUAUCCGCAGAAAGAUGAAAACGCUCCAACAAAGCGUUCAAUGGACCGAUCUCAUAGCACAGUCGUUGCAGGAAAUUCAUGCACGCGGCAGGACGCGUGAGGAGAUCGAACAUACCCUCCGUCAAAUGCCGUUCCACCCCGCCAUGGUACGCGGUAUCACCAACCUCAAGGGAGCGUCCAACCCCACCACCACAUUAUUUUGCCUCUCUAACGCUAACUCUGUUUUCAUCAACACUAUUCUCGAGUCCAAAGGGCUGCAAAACCUGUUUGAAGAAAUCGUGACUAACCCAGCAGAGUUUGAUCCUUCGGGUUUGCUCAAGCUCCGUCGUAGAGUCGACCCCGACGGGCCUCAGCACAGCUGUGCAGUCGGAUGCAGCCCCAACAUGUGUAAAGGUGAAGAGCUCGCUGCGUUUUUGAAGCGCCACAAGCCUGGCUACGACCGUAUCGUCUAUGUUGGAGAUGGGUCUAAUGACUUUUGUCCUAUCCUCAGACUGCGAAGCCAGGAUCUAGUGCUCUGCCGGCGGUUCCGUGGCCUCGAGGGCCGCAUUUCUCGAGAAGGCGGUCAUCAGUGUCAAGUCAAGUACUGGGCGGGCGCUUGGGAGGUCGAAGAGAUCUUUAAUCAAUUUAUAGAGAAGAACUGA
Molecule: messenger RNA, 738 nt
Organism: Suillus plorans
Lineage: Eukaryota; Fungi; Basidiomycota; Agaricomycetes; Boletales; Suillaceae
Product: phosphatase phospho-type
Exons: 7
Coding region: 1-738 (245 amino acids)
Molecular function (GO): phosphatase activity
Source: RefSeq, a predicted model, not a curated record